AUGCAUAAUUCUGGGACACAACAGGACCCUGCGAGGCAGGAUGGGUCCGAAUUAGCUUCUGCGGGACCCGAAAGGAGGAAGAGUCGACGGGAUACAAAAAGAAAAUCCUCUAGAGAAUCCAAGAAGUUGCAAAGGGAUCCGGAGAAGCGGGAUAAACGUCGCACGUACAGCUUCUCACCUGGCCGAAACGACAGUAUCCGCGUUGCUCGAGCCUCUGACAGACCACCCGUUCCCGCCAUACCGUUGAACUUAAAGGGCAAAGGUCGAGCCUUCACUGAGAAAGAAGGUUCGGCUCCUGCGGGAACGAAACCUCUUAGAGCAAGUACCCAGCCUCCAGAAAAUACCCAGGACUGGCAGAGGAUGCCCACCUUACACAAGAGGAGUGCCCAAGAACUGGCGCGGCGGAAAUCGAGCAAGAAACGGAAAGGCGAUCACGAUAGAGAAGCAGAGAUCAAGGCCAUGGUAGCAUUUAUGCCCACACGACCCGCUGCAGAUGUCAAUUCAUCUGGCAGACCAAUGAAGAGGGAAACGAUAAGAGGAGGGAAGGUUGUUCGCAAUUCGGAAAAUCAGUCCUCAGAUGUCUCGCUACCCCUCGCCGAGUCGUUGCGAUCUUCAACGUCCGGUCACUCAGAGCCUCAGACAUCUUUCGUCGUGUCUGGCUUCGAUAUGUUGGCACCUCGACCCACAAUCAGAUACUCUGAAAAUCCACGAUAUGUGCCAGGCGCAAGCGGGUUUGGGUCGACUCGGUCAGACUCAAAGAGAAAGCUAUCAGACCGCGUACCAAUGCCCGAAGAGACGUUGAAGGCAAAUAAGCGGGUAGAUGACCUCGCAGAUGAUCUCAGUGCAGGAGAGUUGCGAGAACUCAUGGAGCGCGAUGAAAAGCGGAGGGAGAAGAAGAAGAUAGCAGAAAGAAUAAAGAUAGAAAGGAGGCUUGCCAGGCGGCAAGAGAAACAGAGAGCUGAGGAGACUGAAGCAGCGCGGCAGGGCACUCCACCACCUAGCAAUAUGGAACGAGGAGUCCUAGGGAGAGAAGUCGUUGGUCUAGGCAUUGGGACGUCCGCAGUUGUCACUUCGAGUAAGAGAAAAAGCUCUGCUGGUUCGGACGAUGGGAGAGGGAUACGCCCAGCAGCAGAAUCUUUCAGACAAGAUUCUACAAUCAGUGCACACGACCCAUUUGCGGACCUUCAUCGCAGUGCUAGCCAGGCUACAGAGAAUUUCACUCCUGGCUCCGAGCGAUCGGAUCCUGUUAUUGAGACAGCUACUGUCGGUACCGUAGGAAAGGCCAGCGUUUCUCCCACUAUACCAGCAGCCAAAGGUCAUACUCGAGGACAAUCUAGCAUAUCUCAGAUGAUGGACCUCACCCAGUCGGAAGCUCCACAACCAUCAACAAUACCAGAGCCGACAAUGCAACCUGCGGCUGCACGAGCCAAGACACCUUCAUCUUGGACAUCAUUUUUCAAGUUACGUGGGGCGAAGAAACGACACACUCCGCCUUCAUCGUUUUCGAACACAUCACGAGAUUCUAUGCACGUUGGGCAAGCAUCACAAAUUGGUUACACCCCAAUGCGAUCAACAUCCAAUAUUCCCAAGCGUACUAUGUCUAAAUUCCGGGAAGAUCUUCCAGAGCUUCCUAUAUCACCACCAGAUUCGAGAGUUCAAUCUCCUGAAGCUGACAUCGUGCCGCCUAUCCGAACUGAUUAUGCAGAAAAGAGAACGGGCGUUCGUGCUUCCUCCGAUGAUCCACGUGUGCGAUACGACACUCCCACCAGCGGUUAUAGAUCUCUUGAUGCCACGCGAUUACCAGAUGAGACGCCUACUAGUGGGCAUCGAUCAACGGAUGCACCUUCACCGGAACACGCUACUAUCAUAUCGCAGUCGCUAGCUUCCAUCGACUCUGAGGGAUCUUGGCUUUCUGGUAGAAGAGCUGGAUCAAAGCGAGGCUCGUCGCAGUUAACACAGCAUGCGCCUAUUCGUGAUAGCUCGAGUUCUCUGAACAAAAAGUACAAAGAAUUCUCCGAGUCGGCCGAGGAGCUUGGCAUUGCGGAAGACGAAUACUUCAGUAGAUUGAGCCCCGGCCCGGAAGAGUCAUACAAGAUUCAAAGAAGAUCAGGCAAUCCAAUGCCUUCUAGCGAUGAUGAAGAAGGCGGUAGCAUUUCAAGUCCGAUCACAUCGGAAAAGUGGGGCGCUGUUGGUAGACAACCUACUGUUGUUCACCGAGAGCCCCGUGCCAAGUCAAGAGAAGGCCUUCUCAAUGAUUUCGACGAUGAUGAUGACUCUGGGAGCGAAAUGGCUUCAUCUCCGGUGGAUGCCGAAUCAAAUCGCGAAUCUGGACUUCAACGUGCUACCAGCGUCGACUUGGGCAAGAAUCAUGUGAGACACAUAAGUGCAGGCAGUGCAAGACUGCUUGACUUGAAGCCAAGGUCUUCAGUGGACUCACGGAGGGAUUCU
Messenger RNA from Mollisia scopiformis, 2448 nucleotides. RefSeq lists its product as uncharacterized. The transcript has a single exon. Lineage: Eukaryota; Fungi; Ascomycota; Leotiomycetes; Helotiales; Mollisiaceae. The annotation marks the transcript as partial. The record is from RefSeq and is a predicted model, not a curated record.